AAGUAUGAUGAGUUAGUAAUGCCAACAAAGUAUAAAUCCAAACUAAUUUUAUAUAUCCUGAAGAUAUGAAAUGUUCAACCUAUUAGGUGUCAGUAUAUGUAUUGCUUGCUUGUCAUAUUUAUGUUGCAUAUAUACAACAUUUGCGAUGCUGUCGGAUCCUUCAGAUUCUCAAGUCAAGCGGAAGUGUACGCGAUGUCCACCCUCUGUUACCCCGGAACGCUCGCCACAAGAAUCUGUGUCGACCAAGGGACGCUGUCCUUGUUUUACGGCCCGCUACACUCAGCGACAGCAGCUCUCCGAUAGCGCAAUUCCCAAUAGAAAGAAAGUUUGCCUCGUGGCGAGCUCCUUUUUCAACUUUGACGAUACCGAGCCGGACAGCGCGCGAAUAAACAAAUGGCAGUGA
Messenger RNA from Ceratosolen solmsi marchali, 403 nucleotides. RefSeq lists its product as uncharacterized. The coding region runs from base 71 to 403 and encodes 110 amino acids. The transcript has 3 exons. The record is from RefSeq and is a predicted model, not a curated record. Lineage: Eukaryota; Metazoa; Arthropoda; Insecta; Hymenoptera; Agaonidae.